GUCUUGUGUCCAUCCUUGCGCUUGAGGCUAGGAUGAAAGUGCCACCUGCUCAACCCAAAUCAUUACUACUUUGCUGUAGUAACUCUGAAUCCUCAGGAUCUCUCCCGAAGCCUCUCGGCGCUACAGUGAAGAGGGGCGAAAAAGAGGCGACCGGCUUUCCUCCGUCUGCCGCUGGCGGGGGCGGCGGUCUUCUUCGCCUCCGACGGCCGUCUUGGCGUCGGGAGGUGGAGAAGACCGUGGAUCUCUCGCUGGCGGGUAGUUUAGGUCCUAGGUAUCUAGGUUUGGUGUCCUGGCGACGGCGGCGAGCGGGAUGGCCGGCGUUGCAGCGGAAUAAGUCCCUCCACCCUGUUUCCCGUCGCGGCGGUGCGAGCUCCGGCGCCUUCGUGAGGGCUGUGAGGGGAAGCUCUUCCAGGUUCGUUUCCUACGACCUGUGCUGGGCUUGUACAGGAGUCUUCUUGAGGUUGGUGGUGCUCUGGGUUUUUCGUUGCUACGGUGGCGGCAGUCUGGAGCGCUGCCUCCUCUUCUUCGUGUCCGGCAGAGUGUGCAGAAGGGCGACGGCUUGUUUUGUGGUCUGCUGGGAAGUGGAUUCGUUCUUCUUGUCUGUCGUCGUUCGACGGCGUGGGCGGAUCCAGGUUCAACCGAGCGUGGGGUGUGUCCCCGGCCGAUGGGCGUUCAAGGUUCAGUUCUUCUCGUCUCCAGGGGUGAGAUUCUACUGCGGCUUCUCUAAAAGCUUUCGGGCGAUGGCGCUUGGCUUGAUCCAGUGGAGGCACCACCAGUCUUCAGCUUCCCUUGGAGCCUGCGGCAAAGAUGGAAGAUGGAGGCGACGGGUGUUCGUGGUGUUCAUGGAGGAUCUGUUGCUCUUUCUGUAUCCUUUGCUUUCGUGUGUACUCGUCGUUCGUCACGGUCUGAUGGCACGGGCUCCCCUUGAAAAGGCAACACGGGGAUGGAGUUUAUCUGGGUUAGCUGCUAGGUUUCUCAGGUACACUCGUGUCUGAGCGAUGGCGCCGGGCCGAAUUGGACCAUCAGGAAAACUCCUGGAGCAAGCCUUUCAUCACCAACCGCCUACUUUCAGACGACGGGGAAUCGGUCGAACGAACUGGUGUUAGCAUGUGACUGAAUGGUCAUCAUGAAGAAGUUGAUGUCCGAAGCUGCCUGGCGAUGGAGGGAAGUCUCGUCCCUUUCUCCUCCUUUUUGAGUCUGCUGUCAGAACUCAGCGACGAAGUGAUCCUUGAGGUUCAGUGUGCGAUCAGAUCUCCUACUCCUCGAGCGAUGUAGGCAGCUCUGACCCUAUUGCCAAUUUGCCAUGAAACACGUUUACCAACGAACAGUACCAGUAAUCUGUUACAUUGAUCUGUUUGACGAAUGGUCUUGUCAGUAAGCUCCCAAACGAAGCAAGCUGCAGCAACCACGCUUGCAAACAGUCUGGGCCGACCCGACGGGAACAAGGGACAAGGUGCGGAGGCUGAGGCCCAGACAGAGGAGUGGAUGGAGAUGGAGUAGCGUCGAAGCCCGGCAAGAGGAGGAAGACGAAAAGGGAUGGUUGGAGUUGGAAUGGCAAGCAGAGGAUGGACGCGGAUAAUGGCUGUAGGUGGAGCAACCAACCAGGCGAUUGGGACCCUUGUACUCCCCAACAGACGCCCCUCACCAACCGAAUUGAAUUAUUUCUCCACAAUUUCGGGUGCCCUCGGCCUCGCUCCCAGCCCAGCCAUGGGGCACGCGUUAAAGACUCGAAGAAGCAAAGCAAGGACAUCUCUGGAUGCUGCUGUGGAUCUUUCUCUAUCUCUUUCUUUUUUUUUUCCUACUUGUGUUGAAUGUGUGAUUUGGUCAAGGAACGUGUGGAGCUUGGAAGUAACCAACCAAGUACUGCAUCAAGCAAGCGCUUGUCGUACCAAAUGGAGGCGGUUCUGCACCGAAACCUUUGUUGAAGGCUUGAAGCUACCUAGUUAGAAAAGAAGUAAACCCUCGUGCCAGGGCCUCUGUUCCUUCUCCCUUGGCCUUUGCUUUAGGAAAAAAAAAAGAUAGAAAGCUUUGCUUUUCGCAAAGUUUCAGGUCCUAGUCCUACAACCAAAUGGAUUCCGUAACACGAUAUUUGAAAAAAGAAGGGUGCAUUCCUGCUUUUGCCCUGCA
Messenger RNA from Panicum virgatum (switchgrass), 2127 nucleotides. RefSeq lists its product as uncharacterized. The coding region runs from base 33 to 995 and encodes 320 amino acids. The transcript has 3 exons. The record is from RefSeq and is a predicted model, not a curated record. Lineage: Eukaryota; Viridiplantae; Streptophyta; Magnoliopsida; Poales; Poaceae.